Malassezia restricta is the source of this 1815-nucleotide messenger RNA. RefSeq lists its product as uncharacterized. The transcript has a single exon. The record is from RefSeq and is a predicted model, not a curated record. Bases 1 to 1815 code for a protein of 604 amino acids. NCBI's taxonomy places the organism in Eukaryota, Fungi, Basidiomycota, Malasseziomycetes, Malasseziales, Malasseziaceae.
AUGGCGUCGCGGAAAAUUGGGCGCCUGCCUGCGCUCAGCCACACGGCACGCACGCCGAAACGCAGCGAGGACGAGCGCUCCCUCCGUCUUGCAUGGGACGUGUCGCUCGGUGAGUCGCCCAUCACGGCUGGAGGGCUGGGCUCCCUUGCCAUGCCGACCGACGCGGUACCGUCCCCUCCUCGCGACCAUGAAGACGACAGUGAGGACGACCAGGACUUUGAACCGGAUGAUGAGCAAGAUAUAGAGGAAGACGACGAAGAGGCUGAGGCUGCCUCGUCGACGCCCCCGCCCGGCGAAGACGCUGGGCCCCCGAGCCGGCGUCAGCCUUCGCCCGUACGCACGCCAGCCUACGAGCAGGCCGCCGGCUACUAUGAGACGAUCGACUUUGAUAAGAUCACAGACCCUUUCACAGAUACUCGUCGUGCGUUUAUGCGGGGCCAAACCACAGCGCCCCCCAAGCCGCGCACGCCCAUGUCGCCAGCGCUUGGUCGGGCGCCGCCGACCUCGUCGUCCCCGACCAAAGUAUCGCCACAAAAACGCUCGCCGAGUCCCUUGGCAUCCAGACAAGGCAUGGAGCGCGUCUCGCAAAGCCCUUUCCGCGUCGCGCCUCCCAAGGCCCCGUCGCCGGUGAAGCAGGCGGCUGCGUCCCCCGUCCAGGCAGCCCCACCCGCGCCGCGGCCCAUGAGGGCGUCUCCCGUCCAGGCAGGUUCGCCGGCUCCGCUGCCUCGCAGGGCUUCACUAGCGAAAGCAUCGCCCGUAUCAUCCCAUCCCAAGGUGUCCUCGUCGCUUGCGACAUCCUCGCCGGCUGUACCUUCUCGUCCACGACCUGCCCCACGUACGUCUAUACCCAGCUCUCUACGUACGACGCCCGCCGUGCCGUCUCGCUCGAAUCGGCUCUUGACAGAAGAGCUGCUCAAAUGGAAAGAUCGAUGCGCGCAGCUCGAAGACGAAGUGGACGCUCUCCAGUACCGCCUGGAGCAUGUGCGGGAAGAUGCCAUGGGCUCUUCGACAGAGCAUGACGCCCUCGUACAGCAGCUGGACGAGGUGCGUCGCGGUCGCGAAAACGACCGAAAGGCUAUGCGUCAGCGUGUGCGUGUGCUGGAAUCGCACAUGGCCGACACCAAGACCGAGUACGAUAGUCGGUACUGGCGCCUGCUCAUCAGCUCUCCCGACGUAUCAAGCGAUGCCAGCAGUUCCGUGCAGGUCCAGCUCGUCGUGCAGCAAAAUCAAGUCACCCGGCUCCAGGCGGAACUCGUCGAGCAGCGGCGCCAAGCUCAGCUGGCUCGCGAGCACACAUCCUUCUUGCUCGGGCUGUACAAGUGGCGCGGCACACAGCUCGCCCAGGCUCAGACACUAGAGGCAGGUCGUUUAUCCGAGCACAUCGCACACCUCGAGCAUCAGCUCGAGCACGAACGUGCAGCGCGACUAGCGGCAGAAGAACAGGUGCAACAGCGCUCCGCUUGGACUGCGCCGCCCGUGGCACCGCCGGCCGCCCCACCUGCAGCGUUAUCGCCCGUACUGCCGCCAUCGCCCGCGUUUCCUGUCGACGCAGCAGCGCCCACGCCAUCCCCACCAGAACUGCAACCGGGUAUGACGCCCAUGCUCCGACGCACGGCCGUCUCAGCGGCGGAUUUGGACGUCGAAGGCACGCCCAUGCUCGGCACACGCACGACAGACGAGACGCGUCCCCCCGUGCGAAAAAAGAAGCGCAAGUUGCUCGGCGCCAGCUCGAAUCUCUUCCAGCUUCACGAAUCCGCGACACUCUCGCCAGGCUUGGACGUGCCGUCUGAUCUGCCGUCAUUACCGUUACCUUAA